Molecule: messenger RNA, 1363 nt
Organism: Suillus bovinus
Lineage: Eukaryota; Fungi; Basidiomycota; Agaricomycetes; Boletales; Suillaceae
Exons: 3
Coding region: 5-1225 (406 amino acids)
Source: RefSeq, a predicted model, not a curated record
GUUGAUGUGGAAGUCGCUCUUUAGCCAGCACUGGCAGCCGCCUAGGGCUAGCCAUGUGAGCCAAGUUUUUUCCAGUGCCCCUAUCUACGACCUCAUAUUCCGCGAUUUGAGUCCUCGCACCCUGGUGUGGUUGUCGCGCACAUGCCACAUGAUAUAUAAAGCGGUAAUCCAUUUUUGCCAGCGUGCAUACAACAUAAAUCGACAUCUGUCGCGUUAUUUCCCCGAUCCCCUCUCAUUUCGCUCUCUCCAAGCGCGGACUGGUCUUGUCAUUUCAGGAUCAAGUGCACUUCAAUUUUUGGACCGUACUUUCUACCCCGAAUCAGAUCUCGACAUCUACUCUCACCCUGGACAUGUUUAUGAGGUGCUAGACUGGAUCGAGAGCUUUGGGUAUCGGUUUGAACCACACAAGUAUCAAGAGGAGGACUGGCGUAGUCAGGUUUCAGCUGAAUGGGAUGGCACACAGCCGAGAAGGCUCCCACCCGUGGAGCCACUGUGGCACUCAGAAGAUCAUGUACGCUCGACGCGGUAUUCUAACAUCAAUGAAGUCUACACCUUCAAGCGUUAUGUAUUCAUAGAUGAAGAGCUUGUAGAACUUCAAGUCCAAGUUAUUGAGGCAAUCCACAACCCUAUUGAUACUAUCCUGAAGUAUCACUCAACUUGCGUCAUGAAUAUCAUCACUUUUGAUGCGGCGUAUUCAUUCUACCCAAUCGCGACAUUUGAGGACCGAAGCGCACUCCAAAUCCCUGGAUCGAGGCACCGCCCGGACGUUCUCGCAAAGUAUAUCAGGAGGGGUUGGAGAGUCUAUACGUUAUUAAGGCCCGGUGAUUUUGCGCAGCCCCAUGAAUCUCCAUUCCUCCCGAACGUGACACGAUGGGUCGGUGAUCGUCAUUGUUGGAUCGUUCCACUAGAUACAUCGGGAGUCGAACUUCGUCCAGCGUUAUCUCCAACAUCAAGACAAUUUUCAUGGGACCCCUCCACCCAGAACGGUUGGACAAUGUUGGCCAAACGAUCCAGCUCAGUGGAAAUGGAUUCCAACCUCGUCGCGACCACUAUGUUCCGUUACAACUAUAUUAUUCCCAGUGAAUCGCUUGCUUUGGAGAUUCGUGGGUGGGUAUCCUCCCAGGGUCAAUUUUACCACAAGUCAGUAACGAGAUAUGAAUGGACUUGGUUCGACUCCGAAAUUCCAGGGUUCCGUAAGUUUGGCGUAGCGGGGGUGACAUGUUAGAGUUGGCUGUUUGGUAGGUGGACCAGGCCGGCACCGUCAUUUUAUCUGGUCUUUUAUUUUUUCAAGACUCGUCCCACACGCAUCACACAGGUUAGAAAUUAUUUGCAAAUGUCAUUCUUUUGGGCAUGUUUGAAAAAA